AUGUCACCAACACAAAUAUCCGUUGAAAUUUCAUAUGGUUUUCGGGGAAAAACAGAUGAAGUGCAACCUGAAUGUAUGCGGCAGGCCGUUGCAAGCUGGAAGGUGACUGCUCAGGGCACAAAAUACGGUUUAUGGACACCGGACAAAGCAUGCGAAGACUCCUCAAGUGUGGUCCAAUGGACAGGUGGCCAAUUUGAAUUUCCUUGUGCCUCCACAAAAUCGCUGUUCAAAAGUUCCGGAAAAUAUAUUUCGAAAAAUGUCAUCGCCACAAGGGCUCAAAUUAUACGUGAUACAAUUUAUUUGGCUCUGCCACGUUAUCGCAAAGGUGUACCAUCAACAUUGGUCAAGACAAAUAUUCAACCCGGAACCUGUUCGGCUACCUUUACACCCUUUCCCUGUUGGGAUAUGCAAGAAGAAGGCAAUUGCAAGGCGUUGCAAUCUGUUGUGGAUUUGGUGGUGGAUCAAAAUGAAGUUAUUUGGGUAUUGGAUACGGGCAUUGUUAAUACGCUGGAGACACCGGUGCGCAAGUGUCCACCCAAAGUUAUGGCGUUAUCGGCAAAAUCGGGUAAAGUUUUGAAGACGAUCGAUUUGGAUGGCUUGACUUCCCCAAACUCGCGUCUUCAAUAUUUGGCCGUUGAUUAUGCUCCGGAUGGCAGCUGUUUUGUUUAUGUCAGUGAUGCUGCCAAUCGUGCCAUUAUCGUCUUUAACAUUCAGGCAGAUCGUGGUUUCCGUAUUGUUCUACCCAAGGCGGUGACUACCGGCUGCAGGUCACGUGAUGUUUUGUAUAUUGCAUUGAUUCGUCAAGAUUGCGGAACGACGGAGCUUUAUUUUACAUAUUUAAGCACAAACCGUUUGUUUUCAUUGAAAUCGGAAUAUUUGAGAAGUGGUGUGGCCGAUGGACGGAUAAUAGACUUGGGUAAGAAACCAUCGCGUAUGGUUAUAAUUGGCACCGAUAAUGGCUCGGCAAUAUUUUUCCGCAAUGAGGGCGAUUCCGAAGUUUUCCGUUGGGAUACCAACUCUACAUUUACGGAGACAAACUUUAAGCCGGUCUAUCGUAGUCCCACCUGUCAAUUGGCCACACAUGCCGUGCCCGACUACAAACGCAACACAAUGCGUGUUCUGCAGAGUAAUUUUCCAGAUUUUAUGCAAAAUCGUGUGGGCUGCGGUGCCAUCCAACAGUUGUCGAUGAUGCAGGGGUGUUGGUAG
Musca vetustissima is the source of this 1206-nucleotide messenger RNA. It is a transcript of the gene yellow-g2, whose product is annotated as protein yellow. The coding region runs from base 1 to 1206 and encodes 401 amino acids. NCBI's taxonomy places the organism in Eukaryota, Metazoa, Arthropoda, Insecta, Diptera, Muscidae. Gene Ontology annotation, cellular component: extracellular region. The record is from RefSeq and is a predicted model, not a curated record. The transcript is spliced from 3 exons.